GAGGGGGGGAGAGAGAGAGAGGAGGGAGAUGGAGAGCGAGAUGGAGGAUGCGGCGGAGGAGAGGGAGAACGGGGCGCGGGAGCGGCUCGAGACGGUGGCGGAGGAGGCGGCGGCGGCGGCGGCGGCGGCGGAGGAGAAGGUGGGGUCGAGCCUCACAAUGGAGCGUGUCGCCGCCGCGAAGCAGUUCAUCGAGAACCACUACAGGGCGCAGAUGAAGAACAUCCAGGAGCGGAAGGAGAGACGUUGGUUUUUGGAGAGACAAUUAGCCUCUUCCCAAGUUCCCAAGGAGGAGCAAAUUAAUAUAAUAAAGGAUUUAGAGAGGAAGGAAACAGAGUUUAUGCGACUUAAAAGGCACAAAAUCUGCGUAGACGACUUUGAGCUACUCACCAUUAUUGGAAGAGGUGCUUUUGGGGAGGUCAGACUAUGCCGGGAGAAAUCCUCUGGCAAUAUUUAUGCUAUGAAAAAGUUGAAGAAAUCAGAGAUGGUUAGCAGGGGUCAGGUGGAACAUGUUAGAGCUGAAAGGAAUUUGCUUGCUGAAGUUGCUAGUCAUUGCAUUGUGAAAUUAUACUAUUCAUUCCAAGAUGCAGAGUUCCUUUACUUGAUCAUGGAAUAUCUUCCUGGAGGUGAUAUGAUGACCCUUCUCAUGAGAGAAGACACAUUAACUGAAAACGUUGCUAGAUUUUACAUUGCCCAGAGUGUGCUAGCCAUAGAAUCCAUUCAUAAGCAUAACUACAUUCACAGAGAUAUUAAGCCUGACAAUCUGUUAUUGGACAAAAAUGGUUACAUGAAGCUCUCAGACUUUGGUUUAUGCAAACCAAUUGAUUUUUCAAGACUCUCAACCUUGAAUGAAGAUGAACCCAUUACUGAUGAAAACCUUAGGGAGUCUAUGGACAUUGAUGGUGGCUUUUCAGAUACGAAUAAUAGUAGGUGGAAGAGCCCCCACGAACAGCUUCAGCACUGGCAGAUAAACAGGAGAAAGCUGGCAUUCUCUACUGUGGGUACACCAGACUAUAUUGCUCCAGAAGUAUUACUGAAGAAAGGAUAUGGCAUGGAGUGUGAUUGGUGGUCUUUGGGUGCAAUUAUGUAUGAAAUGCUUGUUGGUUAUCCACCAUUUUACUCUGAUGAUCCCAUUACCACAUGCCGAAAGAUUGUGCACUGGAGAAACCACUUGAAAUUUCCUGAAGAGUCAAGAUUGUCCCCAGAGGCAAAGGAUCUUAUUUGCAGAUUAUUAUGUGACGUCGAACACAGAAUUGGCAGUGGAGGGGCAGAUCAAAUAAAGGCCCAUCCUUGGUUCAAGGAUGUUCAGUGGGAUAAGCUUUAUGAAAUGGACGCUGCAUUUAAGCCCCAAGUUAAUGAUGAACUGGAUACACAGAAUUUCCAAAAGUUUGAUGAAUUGGAUCCUCCAGUAAGGACUGGUUCUGGACCAUCAAGGAAGAUGUUGCUAAAUGCAAAAGAUCUAAGCUUUGUCGGAUACACAUACAAGAACUUCGAUGCCAUUAAAGGCCGGCAUCAGUCAUUUGAUAUGAAAAGAAGCGCAUCACCAAGGCGGCCUUCAAUUGAUUCCAUAUUCGCGGACUCGGCAUUGGACUCUUCUCGGAGAUCUUCUGAAGGGGACGCAGACACUCACAUGGUUUCAUCAGGCGAUGCGAUGUCCCCAUAAGCUAUCCUUCCUAUUAUCCUUACUCAUAAUUAGUUCACCAAUGCAAACACCCUUCGCCGUGCGGUUAGUGAGGAAUGGCCUGCUUCUUUUUAGCCAGGUCUGCCCCUAUUCCCCCUCCCCCUCUAUUUGGCAUGGAUUUUACUGAAUUGAAAACAGCUUCUAGUUGUACAGUAGAAUGUUUACUAUAUUAAGGACCUAAUUAAAAGGCCCAGUUGAGCAUUUGUCUGAGUGAGAGGAGACGGCUAAAUUCGGGGAGUAAUUUGGCCCUGGCUGCCCAGGUUGGCAGAAGCAAAAGCCUUCUCUUGUGGCAGUUCCUGGUCUAAUUAGUUUGAUGAUAAUAAGAGAUGUUAACUGCCGUUUGAUGUGUAUCAGAGUAAUCCUCUAGCAUUUUCUUUUUCCUUUUUAUUUUUUCUCAA
Ananas comosus (pineapple) is the source of this 2076-nucleotide messenger RNA. RefSeq names its product serine/threonine-protein kinase 38. NCBI's taxonomy places the organism in Eukaryota, Viridiplantae, Streptophyta, Magnoliopsida, Poales, Bromeliaceae. The record is from RefSeq and is a predicted model, not a curated record. Gene Ontology annotation, biological process: intracellular signal transduction; peptidyl-serine phosphorylation. Gene Ontology annotation, molecular function: ATP binding; protein serine/threonine kinase activity. The coding region runs from base 29 to 1660 and encodes 543 amino acids. The transcript has 13 exons.